Molecule: messenger RNA, 567 nt
Organism: Cladophialophora psammophila CBS 110553
Lineage: Eukaryota; Fungi; Ascomycota; Eurotiomycetes; Chaetothyriales; Herpotrichiellaceae
Exons: 1
Coding region: 1-567 (188 amino acids)
Source: RefSeq, a predicted model, not a curated record
AUGGAAGAAACGACACAUGACCUCCAUACAAAGUACGAACCUCAUCCAGACGCCCAGCAACUGACUGGUCAUGAUGGUCGUGGUGUUGAUUAUGAACCUCAUCCUAAACACUCGUUACAAAUAUCUGCAGAGCAUGAAACCAUCAUCAAGUCAAUCACCAGCCUCUAUUCUGGCAGCUGCAGCGAGAAAGACCUGUCCGUGUACUCAGAGAAGGCCAUAUACGAUGAUCCACUUUCAUAUUGCGACACCCGAUAUAAGAUUGCUGGUCAGUGGUAUGGGCUCCCUGAGGUCUUCAGCAAGCUAGAAACCAAGAAGAUCGAAGUGGUCAAGGACACACCAACGGACAUCGUGUUCAAACUCAGACAGGAGUACACUCCCAAGGUGCUCAACACUCCCAAGGAAGUGGACUCUCUGGUCUCAUUGUCACUCGACGAUUCCGGAAAAGUGCGGUAUCACAAGGAUAUGUGGAACUCCAAGGACUACAGCCAUGCGGGAAUUGGCAAGUUGAUCAAGAAUCUAAAUGGUGAUCAUCUCCCAAAGAUCACCCAGCCGCCAGCUUCCUUGUAG